GCGCAGGGCUGAAUGGGGGCAGCUUGAGUUAAUGAGGGGUGGUGGGGGCACUCGGAGCUGCCAUUUGGGGUAGCUGGCACUAUGCGGCUUCUAGGACUGGUUGGGCUCACCCGGCACCCAGGGCAGCACUCAGGACCAACGGGGGGCACCCAGGAAUAAUUUAAGGGGCACUGAAGGCCGUUGGGUGGGCAUCUAAAUUUAAGUGAGUGGGUUCCUAGGGCUAAUUAGGGGCUCCUAGGGCUAGUUAGGGGCACCCAGCGCUUAAUGGGGGCACCCAGCACUCACCUGGGGGAACCUAAGGCCAAUGUGUGUCACUCAGAGCUAAGUGGGGAGUCACCCAUGGUUAAUUGGGGUCACCCAGGACAAAGUGGGGUCACCCAGCACCAACUGAGGACACUCAGCUCUCCCAAGGCUAUUGGGGGGCAGCCCUAACUGAGGGGCUCACCUAAGGCUAAUUCGGGGCACCCGGCACUACUUAGGAGCACCCAGUGCUAAGUGAGGGGGUGGCCAAUGCUAAAGGGGGGGACGCCUAGCGCUAACUGGGGGGAAUAAUAGGAUUCACUGGGACUCCCCAGCCAUACGGGGGGGUGGGUGGUAACAAGGGCCAACCGGGGGCAGCCAGCACUAACCGGGAGACACGCAAAGCUAUUGGGGGCUCACCUAAUCCUAAGUGGGGGACCCCUAGGACCGGCUGGGGUCACCCAUCGCUAACUGGGAACGCUCCUCACCCCCCUUCAUCUCCUCUCUCCCCGCCCCGCUCCACCCUCCCGGCGCUCCCGGUACCGGCGGCGCUGGCCGGGGGGGGCCGCUGUGCUGCAUUGCGGGGCGGCACCGCGUCCCCGCCCGCCUCCGCCCGGCCCUGGGGGGGAGCGGGGCUAUCGGGGCGGGCAGCGCCGGGCCCCGGGCAGGAAUGUCCCUGCGCGCUCCGAUAAUGGUAUUUAUAGCGCGGCGCCCGGCGGCUCCGCUCCCCCCGCCCCGCUCCGCGCCCGCACCCGCCGCCCUUCGCCCUCCCGCAACCGCCGCCGCCCCGCGCAGCCGCCGGCCGCACAGCCGCGGGACACCGGGACCAUGACCUCCGAGAAUGACUAUGACCAUCUGGAGCUGCAGCAGUCCUACAGCCACUGGGAUGCCUCCGACGAUGAGUUGGACAACGACAACAGUUCAGCACGACUCUUUGAGCGCUCCCGCAUCAAAGCGCUGGCAGAUGAGCGGGAGGCAGUGCAGAAGAAGACCUUUACCAAGUGGGUGAACCUGCACUUGGCUUGCGUCACCUGCCGCAUCUCCGACCUCUACCUGGACCUCCGGGACGGGCGGAUGCUCAUCAAACUGCUGGAGGUGCUGUCCAAAGAGAUGCUGCCCAAGCCCACCAAGGGCCGGAUGCGCAUCCACUGCCUGGAGAACGUGGACAAGGCACUGCAGUUCCUGAAGGAGAAGCAGGUGCACCUGGAAAACAUGGGCUCCCAUGACAUUGUGGAUGGCAACCACCGGCUCAUCCUCGGCCUCAUCUGGACCAUCAUCCUCCGCUUCCAGGUGCAAGAUGUCAUCAAGGAGAUGAAGGAGGGUCCAGAGACACGCUCACCCAGGGACGCGCUGCUGCUCUGGUGCCAAAUGAAGACAGCAGGCUACCCCCACGUGAAUGUCACCAACUUCACCUCCAGCUGGAAGGACGGACUGGCCUUCAACGCCCUCAUCCACAAGCACAGGCCUGAGCUGUUUGACUUCAAAACUCUGACCAAGUCCAAUGCCCGGCACAAUCUGGAGCAUGCCUUCAGCGUGGCCGAGCGGCACCUGGGCAUCACUCCACUCCUCGACCCUGAAGAUGUGUUCACGGAGAACCCCGAUGAGAAGUCCAUCAUCACCUACGUGGUGGCCUUCUACCAUUACUUCUCCGAGAUGAAGAAACUGGAGGUGAAGGGCAGGAGGCUGGGCAAGGUCAUUGAGCAUGCCAAGGAGACCAAGCGGAUGAUCGAGGGCUAUGGGGGCUUGGCCUCCAACCUGCUCACCUGGAUCGAGCAGACCAUCGUCUCCCUCAACAGCCGCAGCUUUGCCAACUCGUUGGCCGGUGUGCAGCACCAGCUGCAGGCCUUCAGCACCUACCGCACGGUGGAGAAACCACCCAAGUUUCAGGAGAAGGGCAACCUGGAGGUGCUGCUCUUCACCAUCCAGUCUCGGAUGCGAGCCAACAACCAGCGUGUCUACACACCACAAGAGGGGCGUCUGGUCUGUGACAUCAACCGGGCAUGGGAGAAGCUGGAGAAAGCGGAGCACGAGCGGGAGUUGGCGCUGCGCAAUGAGCUCAUCCGGCAGGAGAAGCUGGAGCAGUUGGCACGGCGCUUUGACCGGAAAGCAGCCAUGCGGGAGGCCUGGCUGAGUGAGAACCAACGCCUGGUGGCACAGGAUAACUUUGGCCAAGACCUGACAGCAGUGGAGGCGGCCAAGAAGAAACACGAGGCCAUUGAGACAGACACAGCUGCCUACAAGGAACGGGUGCAGGCCAUUGAUGCAGUGGCGAAGGAGCUGGAGAGGGAAGGCUACCAUGACAUCAAACGCAUCAGGGGGCGCAAGGACAACAUCCUGAGGCUCUGGGAGCAGCUCCAGGAGCUGCUGCGCAACCGGCGGCAGCGCCUUGAGAUGAACCUCACCCUUCAGCACCUCUUUCAGGAGAUGCUGCACAGCAUCAACUGGAUGGAUGAGGUCAAGGUGCAGCUGGCCUCGUCUGAAUCUGGGAAGCACCUCCUUGAGGUGGAGGAGCUUCUGGAGACCCACCGGCUGCUGGAAGGUGACAUGGCCCUGCAGGCAGAAAAGGUGCGGGCCAUCAGUGCUGCUGCCCUCCGAUUUGCUGAUGCUGAGGGCUACCGCCCCUGCGACCCCAGAGUGAUCCGAGACCGCGUGAACCACCUGGAGAUGUGCCGGCAGGAGCUGCAGGCACUGGCGGCGAGGCGCAAAGCCCUGCUGGAGCAGUCCCGGGCUGUCUGGCAGUGUCUGCAGGAGCUGGACGAGGCAGAGAGCUGGAUCAAGGAGCAGGAGCAGAUCUACUCAGCGCUGGACUACGGCAAAGACCUGGCGGGUGUGCUGCUGCUGCGACGCCGUCACACUGCACUGGAGGCUGAGCUGGAGGCACAGGGAGCCCGACUGGAGAAGGCACUGGUGAUGGCUGAGCAGCUGGCAGCAGCAGGGCGUGAGGCUGGGCGGCUGCGGGACCGGGCAGCUGCCGUGCGGGUACUGUGGGACCAGCUGCAGGAGCUGGUGACCUUCCGCCGCCGUGGGCUGCGGGAGGCCGAGGGCUUCUUCCAGUUCCAGGCAGAGGCUGAAGAGCUGGCAGAGGUUCUGGCGGAGGCUCGGCAGCGAGCGGCCAGCGAGGAGCUGGGUCACGAUGAAGUCCACACGCAGGCACUGCUGCGGGAGCACCAGGAGCUGCUGGAGGAGCUGGCGGCUGCCCAGCAGCUCCUGGAGCGCUUGGGUCACCAAGCAGAGGGCUUCCCACCAGAGCUGCGGGCUGGCCCCGAGGCGCACAACCGCCUGGCAGCGUUGCAGGAGCUGCACCACGAGGUGAGCACGCUGGCCAAGACGCGUGGCCGAAGGCUGCAGGAUGCCCUCAACCUCUACACUGUUUUUGGAGAGAGUGAAGCCUGCCAGCUCUGGAUGGGUGCCAAGGAACGGUGGCUGGAUAAGCUGGAGGUGCCCAACACGCUGGAGGACCUGGAUGUGGUGAAGCACAGGCUGGAUGGGCUGGAGCAGAAAAUGGCUGGCGUGGCUUCUCAAAUCGACGCUGUCAACCACUCAGCUGAUGGGCUGCUGGAGAGCGGCCACCCGCACAGCCCACAGGUCCGGCAGUGCCAGCAGCAGCUCAAUGAGCGGUGGGACCAUUUUCGGGAGCUGGUGUCCCAGCGGCGUGCAGCAGUGGACUCAGCGUUCAACCUGCUCAGCUUCCAACUGGAGUGCGAGGAGACACGUGCCUGGCUGCUGAGCAAGACGCGGGUGGUGGAGUCAACGAGGGAGCUUGGCCGUGACCUGGCCGGCGUCCUGGCCACCCAGCGCAAGCUGUACGGCAUCGAACGUGAGCUGACAGCGGCCGAGAGCCGCCUGGAUGCCCUGCGUCCGCAAGCCGCCCUCCUGGCCCAGGAGCGCCCUGAGUUGGCCGAGGACACGGCAGGGCGGCUGGCAGGGGCGCAGGAUGCCAUGGACGGGCUGCAGGGUGCCCUGCGGGACCGAGCGGCUGCGCUGGGAGAAGUCGGGCAGCUGCAGAGUUUCCUGCAGGACCUGGAUGACUUCCAAGCGUGGCUCUUUAGGGCGCAGAAAGCUGUGGCAGCCACCGAAGAGGUACCGACUUCGGUGGGUGAGGCAGAAGAGCUGCUGCGGAAGCACGCGGCUGCCCAUGAGGAUGCCGAGGGGCAUGCAGCUGCCUUCACGGCGCUGCUGGAGGCAGGCAAGCGGGUGACAAGCAAUCAGGAGGACCCCGAGUAUGAGCAGCUGCGGGAGCGGCUGCGGGGUGUGGAGGCAGGCUGGGGAGCCCUGCACAAGAUGUGGGAUGCCCGGCAGCGCUUCCUUGCCCAGUGCUUGGGCUUCCAAGAGUUCCUGCGUGACGCCAAACAGGCUGAGAUUCUCCUUGCCAACCAGGAAUACACACUGGCCCACCUGGAGCUACCCCCCACGCUGGAGGGUUCCACAGCUGCCCUGCGCCGCUUUGAGGAUUUCCAUGCCUCCAUGGAGAGCAGCGCUGAAAAAAUCCCUAGUGUGGUGACCACUGGCUCCAAGCUCGUGUCAGAGGGGAACAUCUUCUCUGAGAAGAUCAGUGAGAAGAACCAGGCCCUGCAGGAGCGGCACCAGGUGAAUGUGGCCAAGGCACGGGAGGCAGCGGGCUUGCUGCAGGACAACCACAAGCUGCAGAGCUUCCUGCAGAGCUGCCGGGAGCUCGCUGCUUGGGUGGAUGAGAAGAUGCUAACAGUGCAGGAUGCAUCUUAUGGAGAUGCACGUGGUCUGCAUGGCAAGUGGCAGAAGCACCAAGCCUUUAUGGCAGAGCUGGCAGCCAAUGAGGCAUGGCUGGAGAAGAUCAAAGCGGAGGGCAUGGAGCUGGCGAGCUGCAAACCACAGUACGGUGCAGUGGUGGGCCGGAAGCUGGACGAGCUGCAGGCACUGUGGAACAGGCUACAUGACGCUGCCAAGGAGAAGGGCCAGCAGCUCUUCGAGGCCAACCGCACUGAGCUGUACGCCCAGAGCUACAGUGAUCUGGAGCGCUGGCUGGGGCAGGUAGAGAGCGAGCUGCACAACACGGAGCGUGCCAAGGACCUCACCGGGGCCAACUUACUGCUCAAGAGGCUGACGCGGCUGGAGGAGCAGGUGGCGGCACGACAGGAGGAGCUGACGGAGCUGAAAGCACCGCUUGCUGGGGUCGCACCAGAGCCUGAUGGGCAGGAGGAGAAGCUCCAGCAGCGAUUCCUUGACCUGCUGAAGCCACUGGGGAAGAAGAGGAAGGAGCUGGAAACCUCCAAGGCGAUGUACCAGCUGGGGAGGGACCUAGAGGACGAGAUGUUAUGGGUGCAGGAGAGGAUGCUAUGGGCCAGGUCAACUGAGCACGGCACCAACCUCCAGAGCCUGCAGCGUUUGGCCAAGAGGAAUGAGACCCUUCAGAAGGAGCUGCAGGGCCAUGCCCCCCGCCUGGCCGAGGUGCUGGAACGUGGUGAGGCGGCAGCUGAAGGACCGUGCCCGGAGCUGGCAGAGAAGGCACGGGAGUUGCGGGCACAGUGGGAGGCGCUGAGGGAAGAAGUGGCCGCUCGGCAGCAGAGGCUGCAGGAGGCCAGCGAAGCCCAACAGUACUACCUGGAUGCUGGCGAGGCUGAGAUGUGGGUCAGCGAGCAGGAGCUUUUCAUGGGAGAUGAGGAGAAGCCAAAGGACGAGGAAAGUGGUUUGGUGAUGCUGAAGAGACACGUGAGGCAGCAGCGCUCCAUUGAGGACUAUGGGCAGACAAUCAAGGAGCUGGCGGGGAGGGCUCAGCAGCUGCUCUCUGCUGGCCACCCUGAGGGGGAGCAGAUCAUCCGGCUGCAGGGCCAGGUGGACAAGUAUUACGCGGGGCUGAAGGAGGCGGCCGAGGAGCGCCGGCGGCGCUUGGAGAACAUGUGCCACCUCUUCCAGCUGAAGCGUGAGGUGGAGGACCUGGAGCAGUGGAUUGCUGAGCGUGAUGUGGUAGCCUCCUCCCAGGAGCUGGGGCAGGACCUGGACCAUGUCACGAUGCUGAGGGAUACGUUUCGGGAGUUUGCACGGGAAACAGGCAGCGUAGGGCAGGAACGUGUGGACCAGGUCAACCUGACCAUCGAGGACCUCAUCGAUGCGGGUCAUGCCGAGGCUGCCACCAUGGCUGAGUGGAAAGACGGACUGAAUGAGAGCUGGGCCGACCUCCUGGAGCUGAUUGACACACGCAUGCAAUUGCUGGCCACCUCCUAUGAUCUGCACAAGUACUUCUAUGAUGGCUCUGAGCUGCUGGCCCUCAUUGCUGCCCGCCACCAGGAGCUGCCCCAGGACCUGGGCGAUGACUCGGGUUCAGUGGAGGCUUUCCAUCGCAUGCACAGCGCCUUCGAGCGUGACCUCCAGCUGCUGGAGGGGCAGGUGAAGCAGUUUCGAGAGGUGGCAGCUCGCCUGCAAACUGCCUAUGCUGGGGAGAAGGCAGUCAGCAUCCAGCAGCAGGAGCAGGAGGUGGCACGGGCGCUGCAGGCACUGCUGGAAGCAUGCAGCGGACGCCGGGCACAACUGGUGGACACAGCUGACAAGUUCCACUUCUUCAGCAUGGCGCGUGACCUGCUCUCCUGGAUGGAGAGCACUGUGCGGCAGAUCCAGACGCAGGAGAAACCCAGGGACGUUUCCUCGGUGGAGCUGCUCAUGAAGUACCACCAAGGCAUCCGCGCUGAGAUAGAUGCCCGUGACAAGAGCUUUGCUGCCUGCACUGAACUAGGCAAGAAGCUGCUGCAGCGCAAACACCGGGAAUCACCUGAGAUCAAAGCAAAGCUGAUGGAGCUGCUGGACAAGAAGGAGGCCAUGAUGGAGCUGUGGCAGCAGCGGUGGGACCGGCUGCAGCUGUUGCUGGAGGUGUGCCAGUUCUCCCGGGAUGCCUCAGUGGCUGAGUCGUGGCUGAUGGCACAGGAGCCAUACCUGGCCAGCAGCGACUAUGGGCAGACGGUGGAUGCGGUGGAGAAGUUGCUGAAACGACACGAAGCCUUUGAGAAGUCCACAGCCACGUGGGAGGAGCGCAUCGCUGCCCUGAGGAAGCUGACGACGCUGGAGCUCAUGGGUGGGCGGACACUGCGGGAGAAGGAUGUGGUGCACGACACUGCUCCCCAACAUCGUCUGGAUCUGGAUGCAGAGCUGCAGGCAGGGUCUGAGGAGGAGGAGGAGAAGAGGAAGGGGGUGAUCCCUCAGGAAGCCUCUCCACCCGCUGUCGAUGGACCCCAGCCGCUGAUAGUGCCCGAGGAGGAGCCCAUAGCACCGCGGGAAGAGGUGGCCACAUUGCCCGCCCAGCCUGCCCACGUUCAGCUGGAGGGCUACCUGGGCCGCAAGCACGACCUGGAGGCGGCCACCAAGCGUGCAUCCAACAGGUCAUGGAGCACACGGUACUGCGUGCUGCGGGGUGAGGAGCUUGCCUUCUUCAAGGAUGCCAAGAGCCGGGCACUGGGGGUGCCCUGCCAGGGUGAGGAGCCCCUGGGGCUGCGCAACGCACGCUGCCAGGUGGCUGCUGGCUACAAGAAGAAGAAGCACGUCUUUGCGCUCAGGCUCAGCAAUGGCAGCGAGUGGCUCUUCCAUGGCAAGGAUGAGGUGAGGGGUGUCCUGGGGACAUGGGGUGGCCAACAAGAUGUUGGGGUGGCCGAGGGGACAAAGAAUGGCUGGUGGUGCACAAGGGAUUGUUGGGGGUGGCCGAGGGGACAAAGAAUGGGAUGGCCAGGGAACACUGAAGUGGCCAGAGGUGCCCAAACAAGUAAAGGAUCUCCACAGUGGUGCAUAGGGGGCUGGAGGGUGGCCAGAGGGAUCUUGGCAUGACCAGCAGCACCUAAAGGGGACAUUCGGGUGGCCAAAGGGGUAUGUGGAGGUGACCUGUGAUGCCCAAGGGGACAUAAGGGCAGCCAUGGGACAUCAGUGUACCCAACGGUACUCAAGGGGACAAAAGAUGGUUAGUAACAUCCAGGGGAAUAUUGUGCUGGCUUGUUGUAGCCAGAGGGCAUUGGGGUGAUCAGAGGAGCAUAGAGGUACAUAGUGGUGGCCAGUGGUGCUCAGAGAGACAUAGGGCAGCCAUGGGAUGUGAGGGUGAUGAGAGGUGUGUAGAGGAAUAUGCUGGGGCAGUGGGUGACACAGGUAGGCCAUGGGACAUCACGGUGGCUGGAGGGGCCCAAAGGAAUAAGGGCUGGGCAGUGGUGCCUAAGGGGACACGGGGGUGACCAGAGGUGCCCAAGUGGGAUUUGGUGGUGGUCACUGAUGCCUAGUGGGACAAUAAAGUGACCAUGGGACAUUGGGGUGAUAGAAAUACCCAAGAGGGACAUGGUGGUGCCCAGGGGGACAUAGCAUGGCCAUGGGACAUUGGGGUGAGCAGAGGUGGGACACUGUGGUGGCUGGUAAUGCCCAGGGGACGCUGGGUGUCUUGGCGCUCCCGGGUCAAGCCGUGGGGCGACCACCAGGGCCAUGGAGGUGCCAACAGCCCCAUGCCCCUCCAGGAGGAGAUGCAGACGUGGCUGCAGGGGCUGCACAUGGCCAUCACCUCCUGUCAGAACCUGCCGGCCAAGGCACGCAGCCUGCCCCCACCCCAC
Phasianus colchicus (ring-necked pheasant) is the source of this 8783-nucleotide messenger RNA. RefSeq names its product spectrin beta, erythrocytic (gene SPTB). Lineage: Eukaryota; Metazoa; Chordata; Aves; Galliformes; Phasianidae. The record is from RefSeq and is a predicted model, not a curated record. Gene Ontology annotation, molecular function: structural constituent of cytoskeleton; actin binding; phospholipid binding. Gene Ontology annotation, cellular component: spectrin.